UUUCACUUGUUGAUCUUCUCGCAUUCGGUUACAUACAUAUUUCGGUUAUUUUUUCGUUAAUAAUUAUUUAUUCUUACGGUUUCCCAAAUUUUAUUUGUUGUUAUUAAUAAUAAUAAUCGAACUGUAAUCUCAUUUAUUUAAUCAAGUUCACUAAAAAAGCAUUAAAAACCAUGAGAAAAAAGUGUUAAACACAAAAGGUGCUUCCGUGCACUUCCAAGUUAGCAUAGCAGACCAAAAAUGAAAAAGGUUUGAUAUCUAAUUGCGAAACAAAUAAAUAAAUUCAAUAAUACCCAACAAAAAAAAAGAACUUAUCUUCAAAACGAGAGCUUCAGGACCUUCCAAGUGCCGACGUGUACAAACAAUAGAAACAAAAAUAUAUUCUAUUCCGAUACAAAAAUGGGUGACAAUAUUAUUGGUUCAGCAAGUUUCCUGCAUUUGGGAGAUGUUGUAUCUUUGUAUGCCGAAGGAAAUGUUUCAGGAUUCUUAAGUACUCUUGGAUUGGUUGAUGACAGAACAGUUGUGUGCCCAGAAGCUGGAGACUUGAACUGCCCGCCCAAAAAAUUUAGAGAUUGUCUUAUAAAAGUAUGUCCUAUGAACAGAUAUUCUGCACAGAAGCAAUUCUGGAAAGCAGCCAAACAAAGUGGCAGUUCUAAUACUGAUACGAAUCUCUUAACACGGUUGCAUCAUGCUGCCGAAAUUGAAAAGAAACAAAAUGAAACUGAAAACAAGAAACUCCUCGGCAGUUCUGUACAAUAUGGAAGUGUUGUACAAAUGCUUCAUCUCAAAUCGAACAAAUAUCUGACAGUCAACAAACGCCUUCCAUCGCUACUCGAAAAGAAUGCUAUGCGAGUCUAUUUGGACGCUAAUGGCAAUGAGGGUUCAUGGUUUUACAUAAUGCCCUUCUAUAAGCUACGUUCGAUAGGUGACAAUGUGGUUGUUGGCGAUAAAGUGAUAUUGAAUCCUGUGAAUGCAGACCAACAGAAUCUCCAUGUAGCUGCUAACUAUGAGUUGCCUGAUAAUCCUGGAUCCAAAGAGGUUAAUGUACUGAAUUCGUCAACAUCAUGGAAAAUAACACUCUUCAUGGAACACAAAGAGAAUCAAGAGCAUAUUUUGAAAGGGGGCGAUGUUGUGCGACUGUUCCAUGCCGAACAAGAGAAAUUUCUCACCAUGGAUGAGUAUAAGAAACAACAGCAUGUAUUCUUGAGAACCACAGGCAGAACAAGUGCAACAGCUGCAACUAGUAGUAAGGCUCUGUGGGAAAUUGAAGUUGUCCAACAUGAUUCUUGUCGUGGUGGAGCUGGCCAUUGGAACUCAUUAUAUCGCUUCAAACACCUCGCAACCGGUUAUUAUCUUGCAGCUGAACUCGAUGGAGAUACAACCUUUGAAGAUGCCUCUGAUAGUGGAAUGAGAACAAUGGAUAAAUCCAAAGGAGAACAAUUCCGUCUAGUUUCGGUUCCUUAUUCAACUGAAAUAGCUUCAGUAUUUGAAUUGGAUCCGACGACUAUGACAAGAGCCGAUAGUCUUGUACCGCAGUCGAGCUAUGUCCGAUUGAGACAUUUAUGUUCAAAUACCUGGGUUCAUGCAACUUCUAUUCCAAUCGAUAUUGAUGACGACAAACCUGUUAUGUCCAAGGUUUGCUGUUCUGCUAUCAAAGAAGAUAAGGAAGCUUUUGCCCUUAUCCCUGUUUCUCCAGUAGAAGUUCGUGAUCUAGAUUUUGCCAAUGAUGCCUGCAAAGUAUUAGCAAAUGUGACAUCUAAAUUUGAAAACGGAACAAUUUCGGUAAAUGAAAGAAGAGCCCUUGUGUCUCUUCUUCAAGAUAUUGUCUUUUUCAUUGCCGGCAUGGAAAAUGAACAAAAUAAAACCAAAGCACUCGAAUUGACAAUCAAAAAUCCAAUUCGUGAUCGUCAAAAGCUUCUUCGCGAGCAAUACAUUCUCAAGCAAUUAUUCAAAAUUCUCCAGGGACCUUUUCAAGAGAAAGAUGGGGAACCACCAUUUCUUCGAUUGGACGAUUUAAGUGAUCCUAAAAACAGUCCAUAUAAAAAUAUAUUUCGUUUGUGUUAUCGCAUUUUGAGACUUUCUCAACAAGAUUACAGGAAAAAUCAGGAGUACAUUGCAAAACAUUUUGGACUGAUGCAAAAGCAAAUUGGUUAUGAUAUCCUAGCUGAAGACACAAUUACUGCAUUAUUGCACAAUAAUCGAAAGCUACUCGAAAAACAUAUUACAGCUUCAGAAAUUGAAACAUUUGUUGGCUUAGUUAGGAAAAAUAUGCUUUGCUGGGAUUCUAGAUUUUUGGAUUAUUUAUCUGAUUUGUGUGUAUCAAAUAGAAAAGCCAUUGCUGUUACACAAGAAUUAAUAUGCAAAAGUGUAUUGAGCUCAAAGAACGCCGAUAUUUUAAUUGAAACUCAUGUCAAACGAUCGCCAGUGAAAAAACAAGCCAAACAAGAUAUUCCUUUGGAGGAAACAUUGGAUGAAGAUAAUGAGAAUGAUAAUUUAUUGGUAGAAAUCAAUGAAGAUAACACGGUGAUAAGUUCGAAUAAUUAUGAAAUUCACUUACAAUGGAAAGGUCAACCGAAAUCGAAAUCCAUGGCAGAAUUGGCAAGUUCAUCAUGUCAAGGUAGAACUGAAGAAGGUGAAAUUCUCAACUACUAUCGCCAUCAAUUGAAUCUAUUCUCGAAUAUGUGCCUAAAUAGGCAAUAUCUCGCAUUAAAUAAUCUCUCACCACAAUUAAAUAUUGAUCUAAUUUUAAGAUGUAUGGCAGAUGAAACAAUUCCUUAUGAAUUGAGAGCAUCAUUUUGUAGACUAAUGCUGCAUUUACACGUUGAUCGUGAUCCACAGGAGCCAGUUACUCCUGUUAAAUAUGCCAGAUUAUGGAGCGAAAUAUCAUCAAAAAUGUCAAUUCAAGACUAUGAUUAUAAGAAACAUCCUGAUUGCAAUAAGGAAGCAGUUCGUGCUAAAUUUAACACAACAAUUGUUUUUGUAGAAAACUAUUUGUGUAAUGUUGCAGUUAAGGCGUGGCUCUUUACUGAUCAGGAGCAAAAUAAAUUGACAUUUGAGGUUGUUAAACUUGCACGAGAUUUAAUCUACUUUGGAUUCUACAGCUUCAGUGACUUACUGCGUUUAACUAAAACGCUACUUUGUAUUCUGGAUUGUGUUUCUAAUAAUAACACUAGUGCAAGUGCUCGUUAUAAUACUAAUGACGUUGAAUCUGAAGGCGGUGUUCUCCGUUCAAUAGGUGACAUGAACACAGUGAUGACAUCGCUCGCCCUCGGUCCAAUUGGAUCAGCUAUGGCCACGCCUACAAUUCAACAGCGAAAAUCCAUAAGUCAAAUGAAAGAAUAUCCACUUGUGAUGGAUACAAAAUUGAAAAUAAUCGAAAUCUUACAAUUUAUACUCGAUGUUCGCCUAGACUAUCGAAUAAGCUGUCUACUAUCGAUAUUUAAACGAGAAUUCGAUGAGACUGAAACACAACCUACCGAAUCUAUGAUAAAUGCUCGUCAGAAAAAUAUCGAUUUGGAAUCAAUUGGUAUUCAAGCUGAGGGAAUAUUUGGCAGUGAUGGUGACGUUGCCAAUUUAGAUCUCGACGGCCAAGGUGGACGAACAUUUUUGAGAGUUUUAUUACAUCUCAUAAUGCAUGAUUAUCCACCGUUGGUUUCUGGAGCUCUUCAUUUGCUUUUUAGGCAUUUUAGCCAGAGACAAGAAGUUUUACAUGCUUUUCGACAGGUCCAACUUUUGGUUUCUGACAGUGAUGUUGAAUCUUAUAAACAAAUUAAAUCGGAUUUAGACAUACUCAGACAAAGUGUAGAGAAAUCAGAGCUGUGGGUUUAUAAGUCCAAGGCAAUGGAAGAAAAUUCAAUGGUGGUUCCAGUUGAUCGGUCAUUAGAAAAAUCACUUGAAACUACCCUCAGCUCAGAAUACAGAGCAUCACUGAGCUUAGAACAACUGACGGAAUAUCAAAAAGUCAAAGACAUUCUUAUUCGAAUGAAUAAGUUUUGUGUAACCAGUGGUUCAAAUAUAAAGCCACGCAAACAUGAACAACGGCUUCUGAGGAAUGUUGGUGUUCAUACCGUCGUGUUGGAUCUUCUGCAAAAUCCCUACGAUGAAAAAGACGAUGUCCUAAUGCAAGAGCUAAUGUGUUUGGCUCACGAAUUUCUGGAGAAUUUCUGUCUGGGCAAUCAACAAAAUCAAGUCUUGCUGCAUGAUCAUUUGGAUUUGUUUCUUAAUCCAGGAAUAUUGGAAGCAAAAACAGUUUGCGCAAUCUUCAAGGAUAAUCUCUCACUUUGUAAUGAAGUUACAGACAAAGUUGUUCAGCAUUUUGUUCAUUGCAUUGAAAUUCACGGCCGACAUGUUGUUUAUUUACAAUUCCUUCAGACUAUCGUCAAGGCCGAAAAUCAAUUUAUACGAAAAUGUCAAGAUAUGGUAAUGCAGGAGCUCAUAAAUGCAGGCGAAGAUGUCCUAGUCUUCUAUAACGAUAAAUCGUCAUUUAAUCAAUUCGUCACCAUGAUGAAAAAAACUAACAAAGAACAACCUCUAUCCGAUGAAAAUCCCCUCAAGUAUCACGUGGAAUUGGUCAAGCUACUAGCUUGUUGUACAAUGGGCAAGAAUGUUUACACCGAAAUCAAAUGCAACAAUUUGUUGUCGCUCGAUGAUAUAGUAACAGUUAUAUGUCAUCCAGAUUGUAUACCCGAAGUCAAAGAAGCCUAUGUAGACUUUUUGAAUCACUGUUACAUUGACACUGAAGUCGAGAUGAAGGAGAUCUAUUCCUCGGGUCAUAUGUGGAAUUUGUUCGAGAAGUCCUUUUUGGCAGAUAUUAAUCAGCUGAUUGCCAUCAUCCAAGUGGAACAAAAUAAGGCUUUGAUCAACUAUGUACUGACUGGAGUCAUGACAAUCCUAGGAACAUUCUUUAGCAGCCCAUUUUCGGACCAGAGCACAAUUGUCCAAACACGCCAAAUGAUAUUUGUACAACUUUUGCAAGCCACGUACAAACUAUCUCAAUGCAAAUGGCUAUCUCUAGCUGAACGCUUUAAUGUCGAAAAUUGCAUCAAAACCUUGUCGGAAUCAGCAAAGACAAGGAGCAUCGCGAUUCCAUUAGACCUAGAGCAGAAAGUUGUUUCGAUGUCUAGUAAAACAGCGUUGCUUACUCGGCAGACUACCAAAUGGCUUCUAGCUUCAAAACAGCCGAAGUAUGACAGCGCUUAUUACUCCAAUUGCAUGCGAAUGGACCGAAGUAUAAUUGAGGGUCUACAAGACAUUGUAUCACUUCUAGAGGACCAACUCAAGCCACUAGUCGAAGCGGAGUUGUCUCUUUUAGUUGACAUUCUAUACCGUUCUGAGUUACUAUUCCCAAAGGGUACAGAGUCCCGGAAAAGAUGUGAAAGUGGAGGAUUCAUAAGGAAACUCAUCAAACACACCGAGAAGUUGUUAGAAGAGAAAGAAGAAAAGCUCUGUGUUAAAGUUCUAAGAACUCUGAGGGAAAUGAUGGCGUUUGAUGUGAACUAUGGAGAAAAGGGUGAUUCUCUACGAAACUCACUGCUAAUUCGUUAUUUCGGUAAAGGAUUUUCACAGAAGUCCAUAGAAGGUGUAGAUAGUCGCCGGCCACACGUUGUUACCCAUGGACCAGGAGCCAAGUAUCUAAUACGGGCAGGAAAAACCCUACAUGAAGUUCAAAACCAUCUGGACCGGGAAGGAGCUUCGGAUUUGGUGGUGGAACUUGUCAUAAAAUCUGUGCAUUCGCCUUCAAUCUUUGUCGAAGCUGCUGAACUCGGCAUAGCCCUACUAGAGGGUGGAAAUCCUAUAAUUCAAAAAGGGAUGUUCACUAAAUUUCUCAGUGGUGAUUUAAAUCAAGCAUUUUUCAAGGUUUUCUUCGAGAAAAUGAAAGAUUCCCAGCAAGAAAUCAAGUCGACUGUGACGGUUAAUACCUCUGAUAUAGCCGCCAAGGCUCAUGAAUCCAAACCCCACGAUAUGAGCCUAGAACUUGAGAAAAUCUCUCGAAAACAUGGUGUCAAAAGUAAUGGAGUGGUCAUUACUGAAGAACUGAAAAAGGAACUUCACAACGCUGGACUGGCAACUGCAAGAGCAUAUAGUCACGCUCGAAAUAUGGCAACCGGUGAUGAUGCGUCCGCCUUAAAUAUAUCGAGUCCCCUCGAAGAUAUUCUAGCGGAAAAACUGGAGAAAAACAAAGACAAGGACGAUCGCAAUAAGCUUUCGAAUAAAGUUCUGGUCAUGCAACCUAUUUUGAGGUUUCUUCAACUUCUUUGCGAGAAUCAUAAUCCUGACCUGCAAAAUCUUCUACGCAACCAAAACCAAAAGACAAACUACAAUCUCGUGUCGGAGACUUUGAUGUUCUUGGACUGCAUUUGUGGCUCUACAACGGGCGGAUUGGGUCUGCUUGGUUUGUAUAUCAAUGAGAAUAAUGUGGCACUUAUAAAUCAGACGUUAGAAACCCUCACCGAGUACUGUCAGGGACCCUGUCAUGAAAAUCAGAAUUGCAUAGCUACGCAUGAAUCCAAUGGUCUGGACAUCAUAACAGCUUUGAUUAUGAAUAACAUCAAUCCCUUGGGUGAAAAUCGAAUGGAUUUGGUUUUGGAGCUGAAGAACAACGCAUCGAAGCUGCUGCUCGCCAUAAUGGAGUCCCGCGGAGACAGUGAGAACGCCGAAAGAAUUCUAUACAACAUGAACCCCAAACAAUUGGUUGAAGUUGCUUGCAAAGCUUAUCAUCAGGAAGAAAUGGUCGAUGAAAGUGAACAUGAUGAUUCCGAACCGGAAGACGAUGAUGCAACAGUAUCACCUCGUGAAGUUGGCCAUAACAUAUACAUUUUGUGUCAUCAAUUGGCACAACAUAACAAAGAUUUGGCUACGCUCCUCAAAUCUUCAGAUGAGGCACUGAAUUUUGAUUCAAAAAUGAGUCAAGCAUUGAUGUAUUACGCAACCCAUACAGCACAGAUUGAAAUUGUCAGAAAUGAUAGGACCCUAGAGCAAAUUGUAUUCCCUAUACCUGAAAUAUGCGAAUAUCUAACGACUGAUACUAAAAUUAAGAUUUUAAAUACAGCUGAGAGAGAUGACCAAGGAUCUAAAGUGGCUGAUUUCUUUGAACGGGCCGAAGAGAUGUUUAAUGAAAUGAAGUGGCAAAAGAAACUAAGAGGUCAACCUGCACUUUUUUGGGUCAGCAGUUAUAUGUCAUUAUGGGCGAGUAUACUAUUCAAUUGUGUCGUUGUGAUAAACAUGAUUGUUGCGUUCUUCUAUCCAUUUGACAACACUGUUCCCGAACUGCUUCCCCAUGUUUCUUGGCUAUUUUGGGCAAUAAUGUUAUUUUCUCUGGUGAUUGUUAUUAUGUUGCCACGUGAAUCUGGUAUACGAACUCUUAUUGGUUCAGUGAUAUUACGGUUUAUAUUUUUAAUUGGACCGGAACCGACUCUUUGGUUGUUAGGAUCAGUGACUGUGGCACUAAAGGGAGUUCACAUCAUUAGUAUCAUGGGCAAUCAAGGAACUCUGGAGAAGAACUUUUUGAAACUUAUAACAGACUUUCAACUUUUUUACCACUUUGGGUACAUAUGUUUUGUCUUUUGUGGCCUUCUAGUUCAUCCAUUUUUCUAUUCGCUAUUGUUAUUCGACGUUGUUUACCGCGAAGAGACAUUGGUAAAUGUCAUUCGAUCUGUUACUCGAAAUGGUCGUUCUAUUGUUCUUACAGCUGUUUUAGCACUUAUUCUUGUAUACCUUUUCUCUAUAAUAGGCUAUAUAUUCUUUAAAGAUGACUUUUUAGUACCUGUUGAUCCAGAUUUGCCUUUUGAAGAGAAUGAACAACUUAUAAAUCACCUUACUGGUGAACCCAUUAAUGCUGACUCGUGUAUUUCUCCCGAUGAUGUUGCUAAAAUGCGCCAAGAGCCUAGUGAUGGGGAACAAAAAGAACGGGCCUGUGAUUCACUGGUCAUGUGCAUUGUAACAACCCUAAAUCAAGGUCUCCGUAAUGGUGGUGGAAUUGGUGAUAUUUUAAGAGCUCCAUCGAGUAAGGAAGGACUUUUUGCAGCACGUGUCAUCUAUGAUCUUCUCUUCUUCUUUAUUGUGAUUAUUAUUGUACUUAACUUAAUUUUCGGUGUGAUAAUCGAUACAUUUGCCGAUCUCAGAAGUGAAAAACAACAAAAAGAGUUGAUCUUGAAGAAUACCUGUUUCAUUUGUGGUUUGAAUAGAUCGGCAUUCGAUAACAAAACCGUUAGUUUCGAGGAACAUAUCAAAAGCGAACACAACAUGUGGCACUAUUUGUACUUUAUUGUCUUGGUUAAAGUGAAAGAUCCAACUGAAUUUACCGGACCCGAAAGUUAUGUAUAUGGAAUGGUCAAAGCUGGCAUUUUGGAUUGGUUUCCUCGAUUGCGAGCAAUGUCCUUGGCAGCUGUUGAUUCAGAUGGUGAUCAAAUUGAAUUGAGAAGCUUGCAAGUGAACUUAGAAGAAACACAAAUAUUGGUUACGAAUUUAUCACAGCAAUUACGUGAGCUUAAAGAUCACAUGACAGAGCAAAGGAAACAGAAACAACGAUUGGGUCUGUUGAAUCCGGGCGCAUCGACCAUAGCAGGAUACCAGUUCGCUUGAAACUGGAAGUAAUUAUAGGCAAAUGAGUGUGUAUAGAAUUAAAUGUAUAUGUAUGUAAUAGAUUAGAAAGAAUAUGAAACAGUUAUGCAAAUAGCAGCGAUUGAUGCGUUUGUAAUUUAUUUUUAGAUCUAAUAAAUUAGUUAGAUGGUUGUGUUUAAAGUCGA
Molecule: messenger RNA, 8741 nt
Organism: Eupeodes corollae
Lineage: Eukaryota; Metazoa; Arthropoda; Insecta; Diptera; Syrphidae
Gene: Itpr
Product: inositol 1,4,5-trisphosphate receptor
Exons: 24
Coding region: 397-8577 (2726 amino acids)
Biological process (GO): calcium ion transmembrane transport
Cellular component (GO): membrane; endoplasmic reticulum
Molecular function (GO): inositol 1,4,5 trisphosphate binding; inositol 1,4,5-trisphosphate-gated calcium channel activity
Source: RefSeq, a predicted model, not a curated record